Molecule: messenger RNA, 829 nt
Organism: Rhododendron vialii
Lineage: Eukaryota; Viridiplantae; Streptophyta; Magnoliopsida; Ericales; Ericaceae
Exons: 3
Coding region: 3-578 (191 amino acids)
Biological process (GO): ubiquitin-dependent protein catabolic process
Molecular function (GO): ubiquitin protein ligase activity; zinc ion binding
Source: RefSeq, a predicted model, not a curated record
GUAUGAGUCGCAACACCACCAAUGUACCAUCGAUGCAAGCCCCAGGAAAUUGGCAAUCUGGACAGGGAUAUGGAGCCUAUGAUUGGAAUAAUAAUAACUACUGGAACUUGAUGCAACAUUUGCCUCCUUCGGGGGCUCCUCUGAAUGCCAGUGGAACUUUGCCUGUGGAGGAAAGAGUGAGGACAGGAUCUUCGGGCUUAACCAGUGUUUCAGUACCACCUGAUUCUCAUAUGCAUGUUCUAGUCCUUGAUGACAUCAACCCUAGGCUGGGCCAAUCAAUCAUGCAAGACAAGCAAAAGAAAGCCUCGAACAAGCUGAGGAAAGGAAUUUACAACCCACGGAGAAGGAGAUCACUGAACCUGUACUAUAGAGACAAUGCCCGAAAUAUGCUCAAUGAGAAGGAUAAAAAAGAGGACGACAACGAUUAUUACAGGUGUGCCAUUUGCUUGGAAGAUUUUGAACCUAGACAGGAGGUUAUGGUCACUCCAUGCAGUCAUGUUUUCCAUGGAGAAUGUAUCUUGCCAUGGGUGAAGAGCAGCAGUCGAUGCCCAGUUUGCCGGUUUGCGAUUCCUCAGUGAAUGAGAGAUUGUAGAAUGCAAAUCCAAUGACCUUUAGCAAUAACACUACACCUGUAAUACCUACAGCCUAAAAGUCGGUAUACUCACGGGAGAGCUUUUGUCUAGUAUAAGAGCCAAUGAAGAAGCAUUUGAAUAGACUCCCUCGACUUCUAUUGCCACUGUUGUUACUGUCUAGAUUUUGUUUGUGUAUUGAUGAUCUAAAUUUUGAAAGGAUGAAGCAAGGUAAUGAGUACAUAAAUUGAAUUGGGUCU